AAGCAUUCUGGGCAUAUGGCAGGGAAGAGCACAAUCUCAUACCAAAGGCCAAGUGAGGCAGUAUGUAUUGCCAUUUAUACGGCUGUAAGCCCGCCUUGCGCAGUACCACUGCCUCAGCAAUGUGGAUUUGGGCAGCAUUGCUCGGACAUUUGUGCUGCCUAGCUCCAUGGGCAUUUGUUAUGAGGCAGGUCGAGCCCUACAUGGAUGAGAUCUUCCAUAUUCCACAGGCACAGAAGUACUGCCAAGGCCAAUUUGCAGAGUGGGACCCAAAGAUCACAACUUUUCCCGGACUUUAUCUUUCAAGCACCUUCAUAAGAGGCUUUACCGGGAUCUUCUGCGGCAAAGACUUCCUGCGACUGGAAAAUGUGGUCUAUGCUUUGGGUGCCCAUGUGGUCAUGUAUCGAUUGUUACGGCGCAGUCUGGAGCCACAGAGGGCAGCUGCUCAAUCCUUGUUGCUCUCCUUGUAUCCAAUCCAUUUCUUUUUUCAGGCUCUUUACUACACUGAUGUCGGCUCACUGUUUUGGACGCUGCUCACGCAUGAUCUAGCCACCCCUGUGCCAAAGAAGGUGUUGCCAGGAAGGUUGCAUAUGUGCCUGGCCGCGGCGAGCGGGUGUGCUGCCGUACUCUUUCGACAAACUAAUGCCGUUUGGGUGAUGUUCACAUUUGGAAUUGCAGCCCUCCAGGAUUUGCAAAGUUCAAAGUGGGGCGAUGAGCUUCUUCGUGCAGAUAUAUCACCAAGUGUGCUGCUGACCUUUUGCAAAGCUUUGAUUUUGGAAUCUCCAAGGCUUUUGGCCCGCCUAGGCCCGCUCCUCGUCUCAGUUCUGCUAUUUGUGGGUUUUGUGGUUCAGAAUGGCUCCAUCGUGGUUGGUGACCACUCGAAUCACCAGGUAGCAGUACAUUGGGCACAGCUUUGUUACCUCGUGGCGGUUACUGCAGGUACUUCGGGUUUUGGCUCAACCUCGGCCCUUUCACCGAGCUGCUUCAAGAUCUUUGGAUCUGACGUUUCCAAGCGCCCACGAGCAUUCAUUCUAGCCCUCGCCUUGGUGACUGCACUUCUGCACAGAUACAGCUUGGCUCAUCCCUUUCUUUUGGCGGACAAUCGUCACUACACCUUUUACAUUUGGAAUCGUUUCCUGAGACGACCGUGGUUCAAAGAACUUCUGGCACCCGGCUAUGUUUAUGCUGGAUGGUAUUGCUGGCGCAGGCAAAGCUUGGCUCAGUCAGGGCUUUGGGUCCUGAUUUGGUCUGUUGCAGCUGUUUUGACGCUGGUCCCGGCCCCUUUGCUGGAGCCACGCUAUUGGACCACACCCGUCCUGAUGGCUCAUUUGUACGCGCAUGAAGUGCCAGAUCGGAAUGAUCGGAGGAUGAUGAGUCUCUCUAGUACUUUCAUUGCAGGCGUUGCUUUCAUGCUUGUGAAUAUAAUGACGCUGGGCAUCUUUGUGUAUCGGCCCUUUGCGUGGCCGUCUGGAGAAGUGGCCCGCUUCAUGUGGUGAAGUGGCAGACGGUCAAGAUGCAAUCAAAUUGCAUGCUUUUUUGUAUGAGCACGUUGCCACACGGAUAAAGAGGCUGGCAUGCGGCAGAGGGCAGCCCCGUGAUCCCAACACUACCGACUUUGGGGCAAAAGCGGCAAUU
This is a messenger RNA of Durusdinium trenchii, 1632 nucleotides long. NCBI's taxonomy places the organism in Eukaryota, Dinophyceae, Suessiales, Symbiodiniaceae. The record is from the annotation of a GenBank genome assembly.